Messenger RNA from Oryzias latipes (Japanese medaka), 1845 nucleotides. Its product is annotated as meiotic nuclear divisions 1 homolog (S. cerevisiae). The record is from RefSeq and is a predicted model, not a curated record. Gene Ontology annotation, molecular function: double-stranded DNA binding. Gene Ontology annotation, biological process: reciprocal meiotic recombination. Lineage: Eukaryota; Metazoa; Chordata; Actinopteri; Beloniformes; Adrianichthyidae. Gene Ontology annotation, cellular component: nucleus.
GUUCUCAGUUGUUGGUUUAUUCUGGAUAAAUGCCAAUUAUUGCUGCAAUUAAAACGUUAAAAUGCGUUGUGUUUGGCCCAGAAUGCGUUUUUACGGGGGAUCUUAAACUCAGCAUCAUUACGUGUCAUCCUUCCGCGGGAAUUUCAGGAUUCUUUUUCUGCUCUUUGAUCGGAAACAAAGUAGAACCUUCAAUUUAACACUUUCAGAUUUUAAUGUUGUGGACGGCUGGAAUUCUUCACAUCACAAAAUGUCUAAAAAGAAAGGCCUCAGUUUGGAGGAGAAGAGAACAAGAAUGAUGGAAAUUUUCUUUGAAUCGAAAGAUGUUUUUCAACUUAAAGACAUAGAAAAGAUUGCACCCAAGAGUAAAGGCAUAGCCCCCAUGACUGUGAAGGACGUGCUGCAGAGCCUGGUUGAUGACAACAUGGUGGACUGUGAAAGAGUUGGCACAUCCAACUACUACUGGGCGUUUCCCAGCAAGGCCUUAAAUGCUCGCAAGCACAAACUGGAGGAGCUGCAGAAACAGCUCUCUGAUGCUAAGCAGCGGAAAGCGACCCUCCAGAAAGUGGUUGAAAAGGCGAAAGUUGGACGCCAAGAUACGAAAGAGAGGAGCUCUCUGCUGAAGGAGCUGAAGGCUCUGAGAGAGGAGCGAGCACAGCUGCAGGCCGAGCUGGACCAGUACAGAGAGUGUGACCCACAAGUUGUUGAAGACAUGAGAAAGUCCAAUGCUGUAGCUAAAGAAGCUAUCUCCAGGUGGACAGACAACGUGUUUGCCAUCAAGUCCUGGACAAAGAAGAAGUUCUCCUUCGACGACAGCCGUAUUAAUAAAGCCUUCGGCAUCCCAGAUGACUUUGACUACAUGGACUGACCGUGAACUUUUCAGACACACCCCUGAAGUCUGUUUCUCACCGCUCUGCUGUUGAUUUUUGUGUUUAUUCUGAGUGGGGGGGGGGGGACCCAUCCGGAUUCAGUUUACAGCGUGAGGUGGAAACAUCAGUUUUCCAGAUGCAUUUUACCAGGGAAUAAAUUACUCGGGUGCAACUGGAGAGGGGACCGAGCCACCCGCGGUUGUGAGGAGUCACAGGGUCCUGUGACAAACAGCUUGACUCUUUGGACACCUGUUGACUUGAAACUGAGAGCUCCGAGCCGAUGACGGACGGGAAUCAACUUUUCCACUGGCAUUGGUUGCAUUUGGAUGGUUUAAACAGAUGGUUUAAAUUUGGUUUUGCAUGACCUCUCCUGUUUGUUUUAAUUUUAUUUUACAGUGGGUCAUCUUGAGCCAGAAAAAAUGUAUUGGGACAAAUGGCAUGUUAAAUAGCUGUAAAUAGUUUUCCUAUUCAAAUAAAGUAAAAAUUAAUUGGCGUCUAAAUUUAUUUGACUUUGAGUUGAAGUCUAGCGCGCACACGUCUUCACAUUAAACCUCACAUUUUAAAUUUCUUGACUAAUUGCCCUGAGGGUGGUACAAAAUCCUGUAAUUAAUGUGUUUUGCUUUUUCUUUCACAGCUGCAAACCUUUUGGUGAAAAUACUUUACUGCUGUGUUAGCACGUCUUCAAUGACUGUCGCCCAUUUCUUUAGCGUAAAAAAACAAAGCUUAUCAGCUUAAUGGUUGUUUAGUGUUCACUCAUUUGACCCAGUUAAAGGAGUUUGUGUGUCUCAUCACAUCCUGCUGAUCUCUUGAGUUUUUUUGUAAGGUGAUUAAUUAUAUUUGACAUAUUUUGGUAGCUCUGAUUUUUCUUUUUUUUACCUGCCACUGAAAUGGUUAAAAGUUCUUGUUCUUUACACACUCACCCAUACGACUGAGGAUUUUGGCAAAAGUCAUUUCAAAGAUUAAAGAAAAAAUUGUCAUA